Molecule: messenger RNA, 570 nt
Organism: Durusdinium trenchii
Lineage: Eukaryota; Dinophyceae; Suessiales; Symbiodiniaceae
Source: the annotation of a GenBank genome assembly
AUGGAUCAGCGCAUUGGGCAACGUUCUUUUUUCAGGCGUUGGCCUUUCCAAAGGCCUUCACCUGAAAUCAGGUGCCCGUUUAAUGCUGGUCUGGGCUGUUUGCUGAAAGAAGCUGCUGCCAGACGAAGGCCCCAAAGAGGCUCAAUCAUGGAGGAAUCACGCCGCCUGAAGUUAUGCUACAUUGGGGCGUUGUUGGGCCUAAUUACUUUGACCAUUGUGCGCUUCAAACUCUUCGAGGAUCCCCACGGAGCGAUGUUGCUCAUGCUGGUGGACAUCCUUGCUAUCUUGGGACUUUUUCUUGACAGUGACUACGACAUGCAAUGCUGCAAGAAUUGCGGCAUCAUGGCCUUCAUCGGUGGAGCACUGGAUCUUAGCAUUGCCAUCGAGACCUUCGGGAAAGCUCGAGAGGUAGAGUUCUCGUGGACGAAUACGCCCCACGUCUGGAUGUUCUUCCUGGCCCAUUUGGCCUAUGCAUCAGCAGAGAUCGCUUGGGCUUUGCUGUGUUACUUUGUGUGCCAGCGGAUCGAAGAGACCUGGGAGACCGCCGACGAGGUCUAUGUGGCCACCCAG